AGUGCUGCGCCUGAGGCCGACUCGACGGCGAGUGCAGGAGCCGAGAGCGUCCCUCACAGACACAUCUCCGCCUCGAAGGGCUCCCCGGCAGUCAGUCCUUCGGCCCUCGGUGGUUGUCGACUGCCGAUGCCGUGCCCCUGCGGAUGGCGCGGCUAAAAAGGCCGCUAAGAAGCCGCGGUCGCUGGCCUCCUUCCCGCGAGCGUCCUGUUGAGGGGACCCGACUUGGAGCAUGCCUUCGCUGAGCCCCUCCUGGGCGCGGGGAGCCGCGUCUCCGGAGAACCCCGUGUGACAGCACCGAGGAAGGGAGGGAGGAGGAGGAGGAGGAUGAACCACGUGGGUAGCCCCGCCAAAGCCUACGAUUUCUUGCUGAAGUUCCUGCUGGUUGGAGACAGCGACGUGGGCAAGGGCGAGAUCCUGGCCAGCCUGGAGGAUGGGGCCGCCGAGUCGCCCUAUGGCUACCACAUGGGUAUUGAUUAUAAGACAACAACAAUACUUCUGGAUGGCCGCCGAAUAAAGUUGCAACUCUGGGACACAUCUGGGCAAGGCAGAUUCUGCACCAUCUUUCGUUCCUAUUCCAGAGGAGCCCAGGGUGUGAUACUGGUAUAUGAUAUAACAAAUCGCUGGUCAUUUGAUGGCAUUGAUCGUUGGAUAAAGGAAAUAGAUGAGCAUGCUCCUGGUGUCCCCAAAAUUCUGGUUGGCAAUCGCCUGCAUCUAGCCUUCAAGCGCCAAGUCUCUACCGACCAAGCACAGGCCUAUGCUGAAAGAUUAGGCAUGACAUUCUUUGAAGUGAGUCCACUCUGCAAUUUCAAUAUCACCGAGUCCUUUACAGAACUUGCCAGGAUAGUGUUGAUGAGACAUGGGAUGGAUCGACUGUGGAGGCCAAACAAAGUCCUGAGCUUGCAAGAUCUUUGUUGUCGUGCCAUAGUUUCAUGCACUCCUGUGCACCUUGUUGACAAACUUCCGCUUCCUGUUGCCUUAAGAAGCCAUCUCAAAUCAUUCUCUAUGGCCAAUGGUCUUAAUGCUAGGAUGAUGCAUGGUCGUUCCUACUCCCUUACUGCCAGCAACAACAACAACAAAAGGAACAGCCUGAAGAAAGUUAAAAUCAUCCGUCCAAUCCAGAGCCCUCCAAAACACUACACCAGAAAUAGUUGUAAAAUCUCCUAAACCUAUGGUUGGAAAGCUCUGGUCAAAGACUUCAAAACAAUGACUAAUUGAGCAGCCUGGACUGCUGUAUGUCCUGAAAGAGAACAAAGGAAAAUGUUAUUUUAGAAUCGUUUGUUUUUAAUAAUGCUGCUUCCAAGUGCAUAAUACAUUAUUUGUGAAUGAAGGGAAAUGACACUGCUGUUUUUAUAUAUUGAUUUUUGAUGUGCAUGAAGACUUUAUGUGUUUUAUAAAGGGAAUAAUUUAUCAUAAUAGUGACACUAUAUCUCAGAGGUCACUGAGACAUUGCUAAAUUAAAUUAAAUAUUGUUUAGUUGGUUUGGUUUAUUUUCAUUUAGAUAGAAAGGAGUGUCAAUCUGUAAAUUCAAGCAGAAGUUUUAACCGCAGUGUAUUGUAUACAUUGUAAGAAAUACAAGUAGUAAAAUAAUUCUAGUAAUGUUGCAGUAAAGCAUCUCAUUCUGGUUUUGUACAGCUUUCCCAGUAAUUUUAAGUAAUACUUUGAGCUAUUAAUGUGUGUAUGCAAUAUGCACAAAAUUUGUCCCAUCCAUGUAUAAAAUAUUUGAUAAAGUUUUUGCUAUGUUGUUUAGGGAUUAAUCGGUGGGUUAUAUGCUUAUUUUUCUGGUAAAUCUACAAUUUUGUAUUGACUAUUCUAGUAAUCGGUUAUUGAGAGAGCAAAAGCCAAAGAUGUCAAGAUGUAUUUGCCACAUCAUUAAGAAGAGUGUGAUUUCAAAAGUGUUCUAUCAGGAAAAGAUAUUACUAUUUAAAAAUAAAAAUAAAACCUCUGA
Anolis carolinensis (green anole) is the source of this 1945-nucleotide messenger RNA. It is a transcript of the gene rab40b, whose product is annotated as RAB40B, member RAS oncogene family. The record is from RefSeq and is a predicted model, not a curated record. Gene Ontology annotation, molecular function: GTPase activity; GTP binding. Gene Ontology annotation, biological process: intracellular signal transduction; protein localization to plasma membrane. The transcript is spliced from 6 exons. Gene Ontology annotation, cellular component: endosome; synaptic vesicle; plasma membrane. NCBI's taxonomy places the organism in Eukaryota, Metazoa, Chordata, Lepidosauria, Squamata, Anolidae. Bases 325 to 1164 code for a protein of 279 amino acids.